CGGAGCCGCCCGCGUGCAGAGGAGGACCUUCAGUGGCUGCUGCUGUAGAUAUGCGGGUGGAGAUGUCGUCCAGAGCCAGAGCAAUCUGCACCCGGUGCUGUUGGCGUGCACCUGAUGGUGUGAGCACCGGCUGAGGGGACUCAUGCGCAAACAUGCGGAUUGUUCUCCUUUUGCUGUGCGUUCUGUGCGCCGCGCGGGUCCGGGGCGCUUUCGACGGAACCUGCCCCAGAAAAGAGCCUCCACCUGGUGUGCUGGUUGUAUCCCAGGGCAGUAAGUUGGUUUUGACCUGCAGUGGCCGUGUGGAGGUGGACGGGGUGAAGGUCAGCAUUCACAGAAACAGUGCAAACAUUAGAAGAGGGAAUUCCUCUAAUGCAACCCCAACCACUGAAAACAUAAUCAGCGAAACUGGAGUCUGGAUGAAAAUUAAAAAACAUCCUGUGAAUGAGGGAAAACAGCCCAACUCAACUUUGGCUGGAGAAAGCAGAAGCCUCGGACUUACAGGAUAUACAGCUUCUACCAGCACUCACACAGCCCGGCCAACCAGUGUGGACAGACAACUAAAGGGUGAAGAGAUGGAUGGCAUGGGCGAUUAUGAGGAAGAGGAGGAAGCGGAGAAAGGGAGCAGAGUUACAAGGGGCACAAAGUCAAGGCUGCAGUGGAAGUGGAUGAGUCGGACAGUGAGGAAAGGAGUCAGAGACCGGGGAGAAACCACAUUUGAGAGGAGAGGGGCUGCACUGUCUCUGUCCCCGGUCAGACUGGAGGACUCUGGGAGGUACACCUGUUAUCACCGAGGCAGAGAGAGGUCCUCCUUCCUCAUACACGUUGCAGAUCCUCCAGAGACUCCCAGCCUGUCCUGCUACAAAAGGUCACCCAGCAGUAAGAUCCGCUGUGAAUGGGCCCCUCAGAGGCCCCUCACGAUAUGGCCGAACUGUUACCUCCUCCUUAGUAAAAGCCCCACACAGGCGUUCCUUCCAUCGCAGUGCUCAUACUCACAUCGGAGCUCCCGCUGUUGGUGUGCUCUGGACCACAAUGAGGACGAGCAGAGAACCCUCCACAUGGCCUACCUGUGUGUGACGAGCAUCGCAGGAAACGCCACCAGCGCCCUGCUGCACUUCCUACCGCUAAGCAUUUUAAAGCCUGACCCUCCAUCGGAUGUGACGGUUCAACAGGAGGAGGGACAAGAGAUGAGGAUGACCGUUACCUGGAGUUUGCCGAACUCCUGGAAGUCUCAAGAAAGCUUUUAUGUACUAAACUACGAGAUCAAAUACCGACCUCUCAAGUCCUCGUUAUAUCAUGGCCAGAUACAGGCGGUGAAGAAGCGCUCCUACACAAUCACUGAUGCAAUGCCUGGUGUUGAGUACUUGAUACAACUCAGAACCAAGGAAGAGUACGAUGGUCAGUGGAGUGACUGGAGUACACCUGUCCAAGCCAGCAGCUGGUUGAGGUCAACAAGGUCAUUCGAGUUGUUGAAAGAUGAUCUGUCCACGACGUUUCCAGUAUACACAGACAAUGAGGGCAGCUCUGGUACAGAUGUUGAUGUGAUUGAUGAUCCUGAGCCAGUCCAACGUGGUGCGGCGGUGUCGCGUCAUGGCCUGUGGAUCUCUGCUUCCUUUGCUCUCUUGUCUCUUGUCCUUUUAGCUGCCUACAUAUUCAGACACAAGGAAAGAUUUAUGCGUGUCGUCAUAAAAUGUAAGGAUUCUCCGCGGCCUCCGCCUUCCAGCCCAACGCCUCCAGAAGGGCAGGCUCUGGUGGCCUUCGCCCCCCCUCAUUACAAAAAAGAACCACAGAGUGAAGUGGAAAAAGGGGAAGAAGAACAGCGGCUGAAGGAGAGGGUAGAAGCCAUGAACUUCAACAACACAAGUUAUUUCUUUCUCCAUAGAACUCAUGGGCAGGCGGAAAAGGGAAUAAAACUAGCCAGUGUCACAGAUGACUAAAAGAUAUUGGACUUAACAUUGGGAUUGUUUUUCAAUGAGCUUCUGUUGGAUGCAAACUCAGGAACCACUUGUAAUCUGUCUCUCUUGAGAGAUAUUUUAGGCAUUAUUUAAGAAGACAGUAUACUGUCUUCUUAAAUAAUGCCUAAAAUAUCUCUCAAAGACUUUUUGUCAUUGUAUUUGUCUCAAGAGCAGCCUUUUGGCUACUCUUUCUCAUAUCUGCCUAGUUAAAGUGUGUUGAUACACCGUAGACUAGAUGUGGGCCUCAUUAUAGGCCUGUGUCAAGCAUACCACCGUAUCUUCUGUUUGUAUGUCAUUUCUAUUAAUGUUUAUCACAUAUAUCGCUUGCUGCUCUUUCAGUUUGAACAUAUUCUUUACUGUGUUAGCCCCUAAACUCCAGGCUCUAGGAAUAAUACAUAAUAAAAUAAUACCGUAGUUAUAAUAACCCGAAGAACAACAUCAAUUGAUAUGACACAUGCAGGCCUUAUUAAGUUAAGUAUUGGUUUAUUAUUUGAUCUUGAGCCUCUUUCUUGAAGAGGUCAUCAAAUAUAGUUUUUUUCGUUACCUUAGUUUUGUGUUUAUAUGUAGCAUAUUCCCAAAUUAAUUUAAUAAAAUGACCACUCAGUAAAUCAGGUGCUGGUGCCGAUAGUAUUCUAGUGGAGAAAGCAUGUGAACUGCACUCAUCACACAGGGAAGAGGGAGCAAUGAGUUAAUACAACCCCAGCAGCAUCAAGUGUGAUUGUUACAGUUUUCAGGGACUACACAGCUAAAUCUAAAUAUUCACUUAGAAAGAAAUGCAAAACCUUAUCAAAUAGGAUGCUCGUGGUCAUCUGUGGAUCGUGAUGGGUUAUUAGAAAAUGUAAUGAACAGACAAAUAAACAAGUUGAAGGCU
This is a messenger RNA of Pseudoliparis swirei, 2823 nucleotides long. It is a transcript of the gene il6r, whose product is annotated as interleukin 6 receptor. NCBI's taxonomy places the organism in Eukaryota, Metazoa, Chordata, Actinopteri, Perciformes, Liparidae. Gene Ontology annotation, cellular component: external side of plasma membrane; membrane. The coding region runs from base 153 to 1934 and encodes 593 amino acids. Gene Ontology annotation, biological process: cytokine-mediated signaling pathway. The record is from RefSeq and is a predicted model, not a curated record. The transcript has 10 exons. Gene Ontology annotation, molecular function: protein binding; cytokine receptor activity.